AUGGAUGUAGCGUACGUUACGAUGAAAACUACCAGUAAUGCCCAUAACCACAGUCCUAUCAAAGACGUUCACCUUGGAACGGAAUGCGGAAAGAUAACCGAAGUUAAUGAGUCGAUCAUUGGAAGGCGAAUAGUACAUGAAAAAAACUUCGGGACUAUCUGUUAUGUCGGUGAGUUGCCGAGAUCGAAUGGGUCUUGGCUUGGAGUUGAUUGGGAUGACCAAUCGCGUGGCAGACAUGAUGGAACUUACGAUGGUGUCCGGUACUUUCAGGCUAAAUGCCCAACUUCCGGUUCAUUUGUGAGGCCUUCAAAGGUGUCAUUGGGUACCAGUCUAGAGGAAGCUCUCGUAUAUAGAUAUGCCGUCUGCACAACUUGUCAACUGGAAAUCCAGACUUCUUUGCGAUCACGGGAAAAGCUCACAGGUAGUUCUCAAAAUAUCCUCGUUCAUGAAUGCACCCAACUUGGUCAUCUAAACAGUUACCUUGGUAGUACUGCGGAGGACGCUGAAUACUUUGGUACUCACGGAUACCCAAAAGACACAUUUCGAAUCGAACUUUACACUAAUCCUGGGACUUGCCAUCAAUCGACUUCUCAUGACGAAUUAUGUGGAGCAGAUGCAGCCAAAAGUUGUCUCAACCGAUUAAAUAGUGUUAGUUUGUCUUCCGUGCCCGUAUAUCGUGCACUAUAUGGAAAAAGUGACUUUUUCCCUGAUCGACAACCUGAAUACUCACCACUUUGGCCAUCAUCUGGAGGCUGUCUCGACCAGUUUUUAUCCAGUUUAUGCAAUCUGGAAAUGAGCAAUUGUCUGUUAUCAAAGUGGACAGAAAUUGCUGAGAUUUGUAUUCAAAUUCCGUGGUUAAAAUCCUUGAAUGUCAGUAACAACCGCAUUCGUUUACCUGUUUCUCCAAAAGAAGUGCAUGAUAAACAAAAAGAAAAUGAAUGUCUGGAAUCUAGACUUUUAUAUGACAUAUACUCGGACCCUAUCCUAAGUGAACGGUUGUGUUCGAACGCUUUUCCCCAGUUGUCGCAACUUACUUUAGUCAAAUGCUCACUCCUAAAUUGGAAAAGUAUUAGGAGAAUAUUAUGUUGGAUGCCAUCUUUACAGUCGUUAUCUCUAGCUUACAAUAAUUUGGGCAAUCCUCCAAUUGACUGGGAAGAAAAUGCUAUUAAAGUUUUCCAAAAGUUGACUGAAUUAGACUUAACUCACAUAAAUCUAACGUCCGCUCAUCAGUUAUUCGCCCUUGUUGGAGCCUCCAAAUAUCUGAACAGCCUGUUGUUAAAUUAUAACGAGAUAGCAGACAUUCCAAAUCUAAAUGAUCAUUCUGAGCACAUCUCCCAAAUACAUGUACACGAUAAAGAUACUUCGCAUCUGUUUCGAAACCUCAACACUCUUGGGUUAAAGAACAACUUAUUCACAAAUUGGAAUUUUGUUAAUCAAUUACUGCAUUUGUCCAAAUUGGAUCAUUUGAUGGUGUCGGGAUGCCCAGUUUUCGAAAACUCUGUCAAUAUAGAAACCGCUCGUCAGGAAGUCAUUGCUCGUUUGCCAAAUCUUAAAAUGUUAGACCGUGUUGAGAUUACUCCUGAAGAGCGCCGCGGAUCUGAAUUGGACUACUUAAAACGUUAUGGAGCUAGCUGGCUAAACUGUUGUAAAAGCGAUAAAAAUAGUAAGCAAAAUAACGAUGUCAAACUUUUGGAGGAAUUCUACAAACUGCAUCCGGUUUUCGCCAGACUUUGUGAUAAACAUGGAGCUCCUGAAAUUGGAGAAACCAAGCCAGUUAACCGCUCAAUUAAAGCUGGUCUUCUAUCUCUUAUCUUUAUAUUACAACAUAACAAGAACAAUGGCGCAACAAACAAGUCUAGCAGUCGAUCAUCAUCGCCAAUGGACAAAAACGAUCGAAUUCAAAAACAAAUACCUAGUCAAAUGACUAUUAACCAUCUACGUAUGAUGAUUAGACGAUUGUUUUGUUUAUCACCAAAAACACUGUUUGAAUUAUAUGCACAAAGUGGAAGGCAUCGUGGUAUUGUUAACACUGAAAUACCGUUGGAUGUAGAUACACGUGAAAUAGGAUUUUAUAAUUUAGAAAAUGAUGAUUAUAUUUUUAUACGAAUAUGAUAAUAGUGACUACGUUGUGUUCUAGUUUUUCCUUCCUUGUAUUUACUACUUGGUUAUCUCUUUAUAUAUAUAUAUCUUGGUAUUCUUAAAAAUCAAGCUUGUAUUUAAUUAUUUCCUAUCCACCUACAACUUUCAUGAGUUCUGUUGUGUACAUGUCA
Schistosoma margrebowiei is the source of this 2270-nucleotide messenger RNA. Lineage: Eukaryota; Metazoa; Platyhelminthes; Trematoda; Strigeidida; Schistosomatidae. The record is from the annotation of a GenBank genome assembly.